Molecule: messenger RNA, 3204 nt
Organism: Cyprinodon tularosa
Lineage: Eukaryota; Metazoa; Chordata; Actinopteri; Cyprinodontiformes; Cyprinodontidae
Gene: lonp1
Product: lon peptidase 1, mitochondrial
Exons: 20
Coding region: 40-2922 (960 amino acids)
Biological process (GO): chaperone-mediated protein complex assembly; protein catabolic process; protein quality control for misfolded or incompletely synthesized proteins
Cellular component (GO): mitochondrial matrix
Molecular function (GO): single-stranded DNA binding; ATP hydrolysis activity; ATP-dependent peptidase activity
Source: RefSeq, a predicted model, not a curated record
GAGUCACGUGCUGUUUGAGUAAGAACCUUGAAGAGCAACAUGGCCGCCUGCUGGAGGAUGGCUGGAGCUGUUCGGCCCUUCAGGCACCGAGCGGCGCCGCUGCUGACCGGAGCCGCAGCGCAGAGCCGCGGCCUCAGCGCGCUGCCCGCGGUCCGCCCGGGGCUGCCAGCGGCCCGGCGGUGGCUGCGGGUCGCGGCCGCCCCGCUCCCUCUCAGCCGCUUCCCCGCGUCCAGCCGCGGUGAACACGCGCUGAGUCGAUGGUUCGGUACCCGGUCCAGCGGGUCGGGCUUCUCCGGGGAGGACGGUGGAGACAGCGCCGCCUCUGGGGGAGAUGAGGCGGGAGGAGGAGACGGGGAAGCCCCUUACAGCGAAGCCCAGAUGACGGCUCUGACCCCCAUGCUGGUUCCGGAGGUGUUUCCCAACGUGCCGCUGAUCGCUGUGAGCCGGAACCCGGUGUUCCCCCGGUUCAUCAAGAUCAUCGAGGUGAAGAACAAGGCUCUGAUGGAGCUCCUGAGGACGAAGGUGCGCCUGGCUCAGCCGUACGCCGGAGUGUUUCUGAAGAAGGAUGAUAAUAACGAGUCGGAUGUGGUCGAGUCCCUGGACUCCAUCUAUUCCACUGGGACCUUCGUUCAGAUACACGAGAUGCAGGAUCUGGGAGACAAGCUGAGGAUGAUCGUCAUGGGUCACCGCAGGAUCCGUAUAACCAGGCAGCUGGAGCUGGAGGCCGAGGAGGCGCCGGCCGAGUGGUCAGAGUCCGAGCCAGAGUCCAAGGUCAAGACUCGACGCAAGUCCAAACGCAACCGCAAGGAGCCCCCCGCGUCUGAGGCUGAGCAGCUGGAGAACAAGGUUGCAGACGCUGACCUGAGUCCAGAGCUCCAGCCUUUACCCUCCUCCAGCAUCCUGAUGGUUGAAGUGGAUAACGUCCAGCAUGAGCAGUUCACGGUCACAGAGGAGGUCAAGGCGCUGACAGCUGAAAUAGUGAAGACCAUCCGGGACAUCAUCGCCCUCAACCCCCUCUACAGAGAGUCGGUGCUUCAGAUGAUGCAGGCCGGUCAGCGGGUGGUGGAUAACCCCAUCUACCUGAGCGACAUGGGGGCGGCGCUGACAGGAGCCGAGUCCCGGGAGCUGCAGGACGUCCUGGAGGAGACCAAUAUCCCCAAGCGUCUCUACAAAGCUCUGUCUCUGCUGAAGAAGGAGUAUGAACUGAGCAAACUGCAGCAGCGGCUGGGCCGUGAGGUGGAGGAGAAGAUCAAGCAGACCCACAGGAAAUACCUCCUGCAGGAGCAGCUGAAGAUCAUCAAGAAGGAGCUGGGUCUGGAGAAAGACGACAAAGAAGCCAUUGAAGACAAAUUCAGGGAGAGGCUGAAGGACCGGAAUGUCCCUGAACACAUCAUGGAGGUGAUCAACGAAGAACUGAACAAGCUCGGGCUGCUGGAUAACCACUCCUCAGAGUUCAAUGUGACCCGUAACUACCUGGACUGGCUGACCAGCAUUCCCUGGGGGACCAACAGCCAGGAGAACCUGUCCUUGGACCGAGCCAAGGAGGUUCUGGAGGAAGACCAUUAUGGGAUGGAUGAUGUGAAGAAACGUAUCCUGGAGUUCAUCGCCGUCAGCCAGCUGCGAGGCUCCACCCAGGGCAAGAUCCUCUGCUUCUACGGCCCCCCCGGGGUAGGCAAGACCUCCAUCGCCCGCUCCAUCGCCAGGGCGCUGAACAGGCAGUACUUCAGGUUCAGCGUGGGCGGCAUGACGGACGUGGCUGAGAUCAAAGGACAUCGGAGAACAUAUGUUGGAGCGAUGCCCGGGAAAAUGAUCCAGUGUCUGAAGAAAACCAAGACGGAGAACCCGCUGGUGCUGAUCGAUGAGGUGGAUAAAAUAGGCCGCGGUUACCAAGGCGAUCCGUCCUCUGCUCUGCUGGAGCUGCUGGAUCCUGAACAGAACUCCAACUUCCUGGACCAUUACCUGGAUGUUCCUGUGGACCUGUCGAAGGUUCUGUUUAUCUGCACCGCCAACGUGACCCACACCAUCCCAGAACCGCUGAGGGACAGAAUGGAGAUGAUCAACGUGUCUGGAUAUGUGGCCCAGGAGAAGCUGGCCAUCGCUGAGCGCUACCUGGUCCCCCAGCUGCGCACGCUCUGCGGCCUGACGGAGGAGAAGGCCUCCAUCUCAUCGGAUGCCCUGAGUCUGCUCAUCAGACAGUACUGCAGAGAGUCUGGAGUGAGGAACCUGCAGAAGCAGAUAGAGAAGGUGAGACGUCUCCCAGGUGUCUGUAAGGAGCUUUGUUCUGUGGGAAGCCAGAGGCGCUGCAGAACAGCAGAGAGACCUGAUCCCAGACAUCGUCCCCUGGUCCUCCUGCUGGUGGGACGUCCCUACAACCCCUCAGAGGGAGGCGUCCAUCAGAUAAAGAUGUCUGAUCCUCCUCAGCAGCUCUACUCGAGCCUCUCCCUGAAGCCGGGCAUUCUCUGGUCCAUCUCCUCUACAGGUCAGCUCGGGGAAGUGAUGAAAGAAAGCGCAAAGAUUGCUUCAACCUUUGCCAGAGCCUUCCUCAUGGCCAAGGAGCCAGAGAAUACCUUCCUGACCAGCUCCCACCUGCACCUGCAUGUUCCAGAGGGAGCUACUCCUAAGGAUGGACCCAGCGCCGGCUGCACCAUUGUCACAGCGCUGCUGUCCCUGGCAACCAACCGGUCUGUGCGUCAGAAUGUGGCCAUGACUGGGGAGGUGUCACUGACUGGAAAAAUCCUGCCGGUUGGAGGAAUCAAGGAGAAAACCAUUGCAGCCCGCCGUGCCGGAGUCACCUGCAUCAUCCUUCCAGCAGAGAACAGGAAGGACUUCUCUGACCUUCCAGACUAUAUCACGGAAGGACUGGAGGUCCACUUUGUAGACCACUACAACCAGAUCUACCCCAUCGUCUUCCCACAGAACUAGGACUCCUGUUUCACUGCUGUCAAAGAGCAUCUUUCCUAGGAUCCCACAGCUGCCAUGAUCACAGACGUUGGUCAGGGCAGCAGGAGGAGGACCGAUGUUAGGGCAGGGUCACUGGAUCAGAACCGACAGAGUUCUGGGACAGUUCAGAGACUGCCUGCUGGCCUGGUGCUGCUGAGCAGGAGUCUGAGGAAUAGCUCUCCAUCCACACCUUAGAGGGUUGGAGAGGCGCAGAUGAAGCCGUUUAUAUUUAAAUAAAGGAAAAGAAAGAACUGAUGGAAACGA